AUGAUCUGCCUCAUUUUCAAGAGAGUGGUUUCUCAACCGAGGAAAGGGAAUGAAAAACCAAAGGUCUUCUCACUUUUGUCUUCAACAAUAGGUUUACCUUUGAUUCUUUCGGGAUCAUGGCCAUGUAUAAUAAGAUCAAAAGAAUUUAGAUUUUGUAAAUCGACAUUGUACUGGGAUAAGAGACAUCUGAUACUUCACGGCAUUGAAUUUGGAUGUUAUGUUUUAGCCGAAGCAUGGCAAAGGAAUUCUCAAUCAAAAGCAAAACAAAUAGUUAAAAAGAAUAGUAGUAGUAGUAGUAGUAGAAGAAGGAGAUUGGUUAUGUCGAGCGAUACCAUACAAUUAAAGGUUCGUUUGGUCGACAAAAAGGUAUUCAAAAAGUUUCAAUUCUUUCCAAAAAAGUCAGUGAAAGAGGCUCGUCUCUUCAUUGCAAAGGAAUUGGAGGUUGAUCCAGAACAAUAUGGUCUGUUCUUACCACCACGUGACGACCAGAAUGGAAUUUGGUUCCGUGAUGACUAUCCAUUGGAUUUCUACGGACUCGAAGGUGAAACAGAUCAGAAAGAAGCAAUGUUAUUCAGUGCAAAACCUGAAGCUGCAUUAAUGGAAUUUGUUGAAUUCAAGAAAAGAUAUAGACCUAUUAAGGUAACAAAGGGAGGUGAUCAAUACAAGACAGUGAUGGUUGACGAUACCAUGAAUGUUGCUGAUGCCAUUACAAACAUUUUGACACAAGUACCUGUUAGCAGUGCUAUUUCAGAGUCAGAGUUAUUCUCAAUGAGUGAAGAUGAAGUUGAGGUAUUGUCAGGUGAUAUGACAAUUAGAGAACAAGGAUAUGUAGGUGAAUGUACAACAGGUCUAUUAAAGACAUCAAAGGGUGAGGUUAACCUCUAUGUAAAAGUACCAUAUUGCGAAGGUUGGAUCAUGAGAAAGCGUGGUGGAAAUAUUAUGAAAGGUAUCAAGAAUUGGAAUAAACGUUGGUACACACUUAAAAAGAAUAAGUUAAUCUAUCACAAAGCCAAGGGUUUGGGUCCUGAAAUGGGUUGCAUCUGGAUGAAAACUGUUCAAGCUGUAAGACCCGUUAGAAAUGUUACUGAUAUUCCAAAUAAAUAUGCAAAAUCAUGUUUUGAAAUUGUUACACCAGCAAGAACUUAUGUUAUGUUGGCAAAUAGUGCAACUGAAAUGAAGAAAUGGGUGGAUAUUCUUGAUUUCUCGAGAAGAAUGUUUGCUUAUGAGACUCAUUUCUUUGGUGUUGCAAGUAAGGGAAGUAAGAUGUCGUUGGUUGUCAAGGGUAAUAGCGCCAAUGAAGAGUCCGAUGCUUCAGAGUCUGAGGAUGAAUCCAAAAAGAAAAAGAAGGAAGAAGCUGAAGCUGUUGCCGCUGCUGCCGCUGCCGAACAAGAAAAGCAAAGACUGGCAAAGGAGGAAGAGGAGAAAGCCGCCAGACAAGAAGAGCAAGAGCGUGUGGAACGCGAGGCAGAAGAAGCCAGAAGAAAGGCACAGGAAGAGGAGGAACAACUCAAGCGACAACACGAAGAGUUCCUUGAGAAACAGAGACAGCUCGAGUUGGAGAAGCAGAAACAAUUGCAAGAUCAACUCGAAGAGGAUCGACGACUGGAGGAGUUGAUGCAACAGAUGGAAAUGGAGCAAGACGAACGUAUCAAGCUCAAGGAAGAACAAGAGCGUAUCGAACAGGAGCGUAUCGAAUCUGCCAAGAGAUUGGAAGAGGAACAAGAGCGUGUCAGAAAGGAGGUCGAGCGAUUGGAACAAGAACGUCAAGAAGCCGAGAAGAAAGAGCAAGAGCGCCAGGAGGCAGAGCGUCAAGAAGCCGAAAGAAAGGAACAGGAGAGACAAGAACGCGAAAGAGAGUCCGAGAGAAUCAGAUUGGAGGCAGAGGUCGAGAGACAGAGAUUGGAGACCGAGAGAUUGGAGCAAGAGAGACAGAUGUUGCUCGAACAAGAACGUAUCGAACAAGAGAGAUUGUUGGCAGAGCAAGAAGAGAACGAAGCAGACGACCUCUUGCAACAAUUGGAACAAGAGAACCAAGAAGAGGAACAACGUCAAAUCGCCGCCAAGCGAUUGAGAUCGAUGCAAGCUCGUUUGGAAUCGGUCGAAGCAGAGACACCAGAUCUCAAAUACUUACUCUCCGAAGCAUCACUUGCUACUCCAGAGAAUCUUUUAGUAGGAUGGGCAAAUUAUAUUACCUCCGAUUGUAAAUUACCAAGCAAACCAAUAUUAAAUCUUCAAUCAGUUGAAGCUAAUUUGGAUAAAUAUAUUCACUUGUUACACAAGUUGGAACCAGAAUCGUUUACAUUGAGAGCAUUGGAUUUAACAUCGAAUGCAGAGAAAGCAGAACUCAUUGUACAAGAGUUACAAGAGUUUGGUGUUGACACCAUCAAGGUUGAACAAUUGUUAUCGGAAGAUCUAGACACUCAAGUCAAUGUUUUACUCACUGUGUACGAAGAGGUUGGUGGUAACUGGGAAGAAGAAUUCCAGACUCAAGUUGUAUCCAAGAGAUUGUUUGCCACCAAAUAUAUUACACAUAUACUUCAAGCUUCACCCAUUUCACAAUUAUUACCAUCUACACCAUUUGAAAUGUUGAAAUCGAUUAUGGAUGGUCAAAUCUUAUGUUAUUUAAUUAAUUCAAUUUUCCCAGGUACUAUAGAUGAAAGAGUUGUAAAGAGAAAUAGCCAACUAUCACCAAAAUCCAAUCUCAAUGUUGCCAUCAAUUGUUCUCGUGCUUUGGGUGCCAAACACGAGUCAAUAACCAAAGAUAGUUUGGCAUCGUUGAGUACAUCGGAUCUUCAUAAUAUCGUUUGGGAGAUUGUCGAAACCUGUUUGUUGCAAGCGGCCGAUCCCGCUAAGCAACGUUCUCUCUUCCAUUUGAUGCGUGCCGAAACUAGAAAUUCCUUUAGACAGCUGGAGCGUGAGAAGGUCAUGCUUCGUUGGUUCAACUAUCAUCUUCGUAAGAUCUGUAACCGUCAAAUCAAUAACUUCUCUGACGACAUGGAGGACUGUGAGAACUACGCCUACUUGUUCGAGGUUAUCGCACCACAACUCAGUCGCAAGGAUGAAAUUCUCAGCGAGAGCGAUUGGGAGCGUCGUGCAGAGAUCGUCUUGGAUAUGGCUUCGAAGCUCGGUUGUAUGCCACUGUUGACACCACGCGAUAUCGUAGAGACAGAGAACAGCAAGCUCAACUUGUUGUUUGUUGCCGAUUUAAUGCGUGUUUCACUUGCAUUGCCUGCCUACAACUUUAGUGUUGAUGAGCAUCUUGUCGAUCAGGUCGCCAAGUCCAGCGAACAGAGCAACAACGAUCAACAGCUUCUCGAGUGGAUCAACCAGAUGGGAUUGGGUGUCGAUGCAAGCAGUCUCCUCGAGGACUUUAGAGAUGGAACAUUGUUUUUGAAGAUCUUUGACAAGGUGUUGCCCGCCGGUACCGUCGAUCAAAAGAAACUCAAGAUCGUACCAAACAGUGUCUUUAAGAAGCUGGAACUCUUCAACUAUACAAUGGAGAUUUGUCACAAGUUCAAAUUGAAUGUUGCCGGUAUUGCCGGUACCGAUCUACUCAAUGGCGACAUCCGUUCGAAUCGUGCCAUUCUCAAUCAGGUACGUAGAUAUCUUGGAGACAAGGUAACUAUCGACGUUGUUACAGCACACCAAAAGGAAGCACUCAAGUGGUGCAACAGCAAAGUAGACUUGGAAUCAACCAAAGUCAAACCAAUCCAAUCAUUUAAAGAUCAAUUCCUUCAAGACAGUCUGUUCCUUUUGGAGCUAUUGGAAGCACUCAGUCCAAAGACAAUCGACAGAUCAUAUAGAUUAGUCACUUACUAUUUGUUAUCAACGUCAUCCUCCAAGAAAUCAUCGGACGAUGCAUCUUCGGUGGUUUCAUCAUCGCCGGCGCUGGCAGCGAUCGCCGCACCGCUGGAACCCAAAGACUAUGACUAUUCAGUCAGUGUCUUGGUGAUGGGUCUUGCAGAGGCUGGAAAGACAACACUGCAGCGCCAGCUCGAUGUCAUGUACGGUACGAAACUACUCGAUCCAAAGUACUACCAGCGAUUGAUCUAUGGAAACACGAUCGCAACACUCAUCAGACUUAUAGAGAAUGCGGAUCGCGUCAACAUUUCAUUCUCAGAGGAUAACACUGAGCGUGUCAGACGUGUAUUGGCAACGCCAAUAGAAUUGGCAAGGAAUCGUCUGCCUAGAUUCCCUCUGCGACUCGGCUACGAUUGUAAAUGUCUUUGGGAAGAUCCAGAUAUGCAAACUAUGUUUCACUAUGCAAAUUGUUGUCCAGAGUACAGAACUCCUGGUCGUACAAAAUAUUAUAUGGAGAAUAUGUUUAGAGUGUUUUCACCAGAGUUUACACCAACUAGACUGGAUAUUAUUAGUGCAUAUGAACAGGUUGACCAUCCUCAACACUCAACGCUCACCUAUAGACGUUUAAAGAUGGAGUUGACAUGCGCACCAACCAAACCAAUACAGAGAAAAGACUGGAAUGCAAUUGCAUAUCAUGAACCACAUUAUGUAUUCUAUGUUGUUUCAUUAAAAGAUUAUCAUACAGCAGAUGAAUUGUUAAAUACUUCAUUGAUUCCAACACCCACUUGUACCAAUCAUUAUCACAAUAAUAUUUUGUUGGAAUCGUUGGCAGCAUUAGAGUCAUUUUCAAAUUCAGAGGUUUUCGAAAAAGCUCAUUCCAUCUUUUUGAUUUUCAACACCAGUGAGACAUUCGUUCAUAAACUAAAGUUCUUUGAUCUUAAACACUGUUUCGAAGAUUACAAUGAAGGUGUUGAUCACAAAAAAGCAAUAGAUUAUAUAACAAACAAAUUUACUCAAAUUUUGGUAGAAAAGAAUAAACCCUAUCAAGCAUAUUCAAUUAAUUUAUUGGAUCAAGAGGAUACCAGAGUGAAAUUUGAUUCAGUUUUAGAUUAUAUUAUUCCAGAUGCAGAAAAUCGUGGACUGUUCGAAUCGAUACCAUCGAGUUCACUUCAUCCCACUUCUGUGCUUCCUCAUUCAAGUAGUAUCGUUGUCAAACCACUCAAUGACAAUCACAUUGAAAUCAGCAGUGCAAUAACCUCUACGACAUCGACACGUGCCAAUCAUACCAAUGGCUCUGUUAUCGGAUCGUCAAACAACUCUAUCAGCAGUGCGCUCGCUGCAUCGUCACUCGAUGACGAUACACAGAGCAAUGCUAGUACGAGUACUGCAUCCAGCUUCACCAAUCCCGACCCAAUAUACCAAACAACAUCAUCAACACAGGCAGAGUCUGUCAUACCACCGCUGUCACUCUCCUCACCGUCAACAAAGAAACCCAAAGUAAAGGUCGAUAAAAAGGAACAGAAAGCAGAGAAACUACGUGAGAAGGAGCAGCUGCGUUUGGAGAAAGAGCAACAGCGUUUGGAGAAGGAGCAACAGCGUUUGGAGAAAGAACAACAGAAUCGUCCGGACAAGGAGCAAUUGCGAGUGGAGAAGGAACAACAGCGUUUGGAGAAGGAGCAGCAACGCGCAGAAAAGGAGAGAGAAAAGGGAGCUGCCAGUGAAUUGAAACGUGCGGAAAAGGAAAAACAAGAAAAAGAAAAAGAGAGAAUCAGAUUGGAGAAGGAGCAACAGCUUAAAGAUAAAAAGGCCGCCGCUGCUGCUGCCGCUACCGCUACAACCACCACUAACAAUAAUAAUGUGGGUACAUCUAAACCAAAGAAAAAAGGAAAAGGAUUAUCAGUUCAAUCUGGAUUCACUUCAAUACAAGGUCGUAGAAAGAAUAUGGAGGAUGCACAUGCUGUCAUUGAUAAUCUUAAUGAAAUGUUUAAACAAGUUCCAAGUAAUGAGAAUUGUUCAUAUUAUGCUGUUUAUGAUGGUCAUGGUGGAGUUCAAACUGCUCAAGCAUUGGAACCAAUUGUUCAUAAGUGUAUAGUAGAAUCAAGUUCAUUUAGUUCUGGUAACUAUGAACAAUCUAUGAAAGAAGGUUUUGAUGCUGCCGAUAAACUUGUAAUACCAGUUUGUGAAAAGAGUGGAUCGACAGGUGUUGCAGCGUUGAUUGUUGGUAAUACAUUGUACACAGCAAAUGUUGGUGAUUCCGAGUGUGUAAUUGCUCGACAGAAUGCAACAUCCUCUUCGAAAUCACCUGUAUAUGACACUCAGUUGCUAACCUAUAAGCACUUGGCAAAUGAUGAAAAAGAAAAGAUUAGAAUUACAGAGAUGGGUGGUAUGAUUAUUUUUGGUCGUUUAUUUGGAUCGCUGGCAGUGGCACGUUCGUUUGGUGAUCGUGAAUACAAAGAAGGUGAGAAAAAGUUUGUAACAUCAGAGCCGUUCACUCAGGUGAUCGAUCUCACACCAAAGGAUCACUAUAUCAUCAUGGGUUGUGACGGUCUGUGGGACAAGGUUAGCUACGAAGAGGCAACCACCAUGUGCUCAAAACUACACAAGCAAGGCAAAAAUGCAAAGGAAAUAAGUGAAGCACUCGUCAAUGAUUCAUUCGAUAAAGGCUCAACUGACAAUAUCACUGUUAUUGUAGUUAUAUUAAAUUGGAAAUAA
Molecule: messenger RNA, 6513 nt
Organism: Heterostelium album PN500
Lineage: Eukaryota; Evosea; Eumycetozoa; Acytosteliales; Acytosteliaceae
Gene: enlA
Product: actin binding protein
Exons: 16
Coding region: 1-6513 (2170 amino acids)
Biological process (GO): actin filament bundle assembly; actin filament network formation; G protein-coupled receptor signaling pathway
Cellular component (GO): cytoplasm; actin filament bundle; actin filament
Molecular function (GO): cation binding; G-protein beta/gamma-subunit complex binding; actin filament binding
Source: RefSeq, a predicted model, not a curated record